CUGUGAACACUGGUAAUUGCAAGUCUCCUGUGUAGUUGUGAAGUUGUGUGCAAAAACACAUAAUGAGUGUUGACACGAGUGACGAAUUUACGUCAAGUGAAAAAGAUUUCGAUUUGUGUGAUUCGUCGCAAUCUGCUGUCNAUCACGAAAGCAUGCUAUGCACGUGGUCUCAUCUUUGCGAUUUUUUUAAAUUUGAUACUCACGAUAAAAAAACCGGAAAAUUGUCAUUUCUGUGCAUCUUGUGUAAACCCGCAAAAAAAUAUAUAUCGGCGUCAGUGUCUUCAAACUCAAAUUUGAGAACGCACAUCAAACAAACGCCUAUAACUCGCAAAACUCUCAUGAUGCAUAUCGAUAAAACGUUCGAAAAAAUGAAAAUAGACCUGAUCGAAGAGCUAAAAAAAGAAGAUUGGGUGUGUGUAACAGCAGAUUGCUGGACAGCAUUUAAAAGAUCCUACUUGGGGAUGACAGUACAUUGGUUGGAUCAUGAUAGUCUAGAGAGAAAGUCAAAAGGUCUUGCGUGCCGUUGACUUCAAGGAAGACAUACAUACGAUGUUCUUGCAAGGACAAUUGAAUUGAUAUUAAUUGAAUUUAAUAUUCAAGAUAAGACAAGAUGUGUUGUAACGGAUAAUGCUAGAAAUUUUGAAAAAGC
Pseudomyrmex gracilis is the source of this 649-nucleotide messenger RNA. RefSeq lists its product as uncharacterized. The transcript is spliced from 3 exons. NCBI's taxonomy places the organism in Eukaryota, Metazoa, Arthropoda, Insecta, Hymenoptera, Formicidae. The record is from RefSeq and is a predicted model, not a curated record. Bases 63 to 527 code for a protein of 154 amino acids.